UUUGGUUAUGCUUGUAACUCCAUCCGCCCUUUGUUGUCCAUUUUCUGUUUCUUUUUCUUCUACCUGCACCGUGUGUUACAAACAAUGGCUUUAAGCUGGGCUUGCCUUGCUAUUCUUAUCUACCUUCUUCCGUUUCAAAACCUUCUUCCCAUUUCAGUGACUGCGGUGCCUGAUGGUUUUCUGGCCGUAAACUCUUCUACUUCGUGGACCAACAGUUUUUCUGCUCCUGAUUCUGUGAAAUUCGAUGAUGGAUCAUUUGUGACAAUCAUACUUUCCCGUGUAUCACCCGAUCUAUACUAUGGUCAAUAUGUUUGUGGUUGUGGCUUCUUCUACAAUCGAACAUAUAACAGAUCUCUUUUUGCUAAUUUUAUUCUGUAUUACGAAGAGGGCAAUUUUAAGGUAUCGGAUUAUCCCGAAGUAGUAUGGUCUGCUAACCCAAAGAAUCCGGUUAGCCUUAAUGCGACUUUGCAGUUCACUUCGGAAGGAGGUUUGGUGCUAGAAGAUGGUAAUGGAAGUAGAGCGUGGUCAACAAACAUCAGCAACAAAUCUGUGGUUGGCCUAAACUUAACCGAUGACACCUGCAACCUCAUGCUGUUGGAUGACAAGAAUGCAACAAUUUGGCAAUCUUUUGAUCACCCAACGGACACGCUGGUUCUUGGCCAAAAGUUGCUAAGAGGUCAGCAACUCACUAGUGAAGGAGGAAUGUUUUCAUUCUCAAUCACUAGUGAAGGUUUGUUUUUCUAUAUCAAUUCUAAUCCUCCUGAUAUCUAUUAUUAUUAUCCUUUUAGUAAUGUGAAAUACAAUUACUCUCAAUUUCUGAAUCAAAGCUUCGCUACCUUCGAAAUUGAUUAUCCAUCACCUGGCAUAGCCCUUGGCCUAACCAUUACUGCAAAGUACAUGAAACUUCGGCCUGACGGACACUUGAAAGUGUAUGAUGGAAACUGGUAUGAAGUCGAUGAUUUUCUCAAUCCGGAUAUUGGUUACUGUGGUUAUCCUGGGGUUUGCGGCAAUUAUGGUAUUUGUACAGAUGAGCAGUGUAGUUGUCCGCCACCCAUAAAUGGUACAAACUAUUUUCAUCCCAUCAAUGACAGGCUACCAAACCUUGGAUGCUCUCUAGUUACUCCCUUGUCUUGUGACGCGAACAAAAAUCACAUUCUUAUAGAGCUCCAGAACAUCACAUACUUUCCCUUUCGAGAAGGCCUCCCAGAUGUACAUCCAGACUACCAACACAUAAGUUUAGAGAGCUGCAAACAGUCUUGCUUAAAAGUCUGUUCCUGCAAAGCUGCUAUUUAUAAUUCGAGCAACCGUGUUGGGAGCUGCUAUUUGCGAUCCCAAAUUUUUUCCUUGAUGUACGCUGAUGAAAGAGAUUUAAGAGAAGAAACUUACUUUAAAGUAUAUAUCAAGGUGCAAAAUGUUCCUCUUUCUCCUCAGCAACAAAAACAUUGGCUUGGAUUGAUAUUGGGAUCCAGCCUAGCAUUUGUUCUAUUUCUUUUAAUUGGAUUCUUUGUUUUUAAAGUUUGGAAGAAGGAAACUGCUAAUGAAGUAGAGGAGUAUUAUUUAGAUCAUGUACCAGGAAUGCCCACAAGGUAUUCUUAUGAUGAUUUGCAAGCAAUAACAGAAAAUUUUAGUAAAGAGCUCGGUGAGGGAGGAUUUGGUACAGUUUUUGAAGGGACUCUAAUUGAUGGCACAAAAGUUGCAGUGAAGCGUCUUGAUGGUUUUGGUCAAAUCAAGAAAUCAUUUUUAGCUGAAGUUGAGACAAUUGGCAGCAUUCAUCAUUUCAACUUAGUACAACUGAUUGGAUUUUGUGCUGAGAAAUCUCAUAGGCUUCUUGUUUAUGAGUACAUGUCUAAUGGGUCUUUAGACAAAUGGGUAUUUCACAAAAAUCCUGAGAUGUUGCUUGAUUGGCAACAUAGAAAGAAGAUCAUCCUUGAUACAGCAAGGGGACUAACUUAUUUACAUGAGGAGUGCAGACAGAAGAUAGUUCACUUGGACAUAAAACCCCAUAACAUCCUUUUAGACGAGAAUUUUAAUGCAAAAGUCUCUGAUUUUGGGAUGUCUAAACUAGUUGAUCGAGAUCAGAGCCAAGUUGUAACAACCAUGAGAGGAACUCCUGGCUAUAUGGCUCCUGAAUGGCUGAGUUCGAUAAUCACAGAAAAAGUAGAUGUAUAUAGCUUUGGAGUAGUGCUUUUGGAGUUAUUAUGUGGAAGGAUAAAUUUAGAUCGCUCUCAACCAGAAGAAGAAAUGCUUCUAUUUGAUCUUUUUAGGAAAAAGAUUAAGGAGGAACGACUGUCAGAUCUAAUUGAUAAGAACAGUGGAGAUAUGCAAUUACAUGGUGAAGAUGUUGUAAAUAUGAUGAUGGUUGCCAAUUGGUGUUUGCAAUUUGAUUUUACAAAGAGGCCUUCCAUGUCUAUGGUGGUUAAGGUCUUGGAAGGUGUUGUGGAUGUUGAAUCUUUUUAGAUUAUUUUUUUCAUGAAUCCACCUUUACCAAACACGAGAGCUAGAGUUGAUAUCCAGGAAGCGCACGUUAUCGCUACUACCCUAGUAUUGCCAUCAGUUCUAUCAGGACUGCGGUGAGUUUUCAGUGUCUUUCAUUGUUUGACAAAUGAGGUAACUUCGGUACUUCUAAUAAAUUCUUUCACCUAAUAACUAAUAUUAUUGGUGUAAAUUUUGAUGGUAACUUCAGCCUAAGUCAUUCGUGUCGAUGAUUAUUGGCAAUAGCUUGGUUUCUCUGUUAGUAACAUAUAUGUUUAUUUAACAUUGUGGGUAUUUAUUACGCAUAGUAAGUUUGCAGAG
Molecule: messenger RNA, 2793 nt
Organism: Quercus lobata
Lineage: Eukaryota; Viridiplantae; Streptophyta; Magnoliopsida; Fagales; Fagaceae
Product: G-type lectin S-receptor-like serine/threonine-protein kinase SD2-5
Exons: 1
Coding region: 85-2457 (790 amino acids)
Biological process (GO): protein phosphorylation
Molecular function (GO): ATP binding; protein serine/threonine kinase activity
Source: RefSeq, a predicted model, not a curated record